AUGGGUAAAAAGAGAAGAGCCGCCAUUCUCCCUACAAAUAUCAUCCUCUUACAGAACGUCGUCCGCAGAGACCCCGGGUCCUACCAUGAAGAGUUCCUCCAGCAGUACCAUCACUAUGAAUCGCUAAGAGACAUCUUCCUUAUGAACCCCACUCCAGACCAGGGAACUGAGUUUGGAGAGCUUGUGGGUUUCGUUUCGGCUGUUUGCAACUGCUACCCCAAGGAAACGAAGGAUUUCCCCGAGGAGCUCAAAAACAUCCUUCUCAAUAACCAUAGAGAGUUGACGCCUGAGCUUCGAGAGAAGAUCAUCCAGUGUCUUACCAUGCUUAGAAAUAAAGGUAUAAUCACAGCAGAGACGUUGAUUUCCACGCUUUUCCCGCUUCUUCGUGCCUACUCCAGUUUCACCCAGAAUGCAUCCACCAGCUCGCAGAACGCUAAGGCUGUCAGACGUCAGAUCUAUAGCACGCUUAUUUCGCUUUUGAAGGCUGUCAACACUGGCGCUAAGAACCAGAAGAUCAACAGAAGUACUCAGGCUUUGCUUUUUGAGUUGCUUGACCAGAGAGACUCCCAGGGCUUCUGGGCUACGAAACUUACUAGAGAGCUCUGGAGAAGAGGUAUCUGGGACGACUCCAGAACCGUGGAGAUCAUGACCCAAGCUGCAUUGCAUCCAGACAUUAAGGUGAGUACUUCUGGUGCUAAGUUCUUCCUUGGUGCUGAUAAGGAGAGACAGGAGAACUUUGAAGAGAAUCUGUCUGACGAGGAAGGGUUCGAUAUGGGUGCAUUGAAGCAUAAGAUGCAAAUCAAUAAGAAGUCUUCCAAGAGAAACAAGAAGAUGGAGCAGGCCAUGAAGUCUAUGAAGAAGAAGAACAACUCCAAGGGCUCUGCUACGUACUUGAACUUUUCUGCCAUUCAUUUGCUUCGAGACCCACAAGGAUUUGCUGAAUCGCUUUAUAACACUCACAUGAGUAAUAAGGCUGCCAACAAGUACGAUUUGGAGCAUAAGAUCUUGUUCAUGAACCUUGUUUCCAGGCUUAUCGGUACGCAUAAGCUUACGGUUUUGGGUAUUUAUUCAUUUUUCCUCAAGUACUUGACGCCAAAGCAAAGAAACGUCACUCAGAUCAUGGCUGCCUCUGCUCAGGCCUCCCACGACUUGGUUCCUCCAGAGAACAUCAACUCUGUGGUUCGUAAAAUUGCCGAUGAGUUCGUCAGUGAAGGUGUGGCUACUGAAGUUGCAGCUGCUGGUAUUAACACCAUCAGAGAGAUCUUGGCUCGUGCUCCUUUGGCCAUUGAGGCUCCUCUUUUGCAUGAUUUGGUCGAGUACAAGGGCUCCAAGGCUAAGAACGUCAUGAUGGCUGCUAGGUCGUUGAUCUCGUUGUAUAGAGAGGUUGCGCCAGAGAUGUUGCAAAGAAAGGACCGUGGUAAGACUGCUUCGAUUGAGCUUCAGCAUGGCGAGAAGAAAGGUAUGCCUCAGUUCGGUAUCGAGUCUACCACUACUUCUAUUCCAGGUAUUGAGCUUUUGGCCAAGUGGAGAAAGGAACAAGGUUUGGAAGAUGAUGAAGAGAAUGACGAGAAUUGGGAAGUCGACGAUGAAGACAGUGAUGAGGAUAUCGAAGGUGACUGGGUCAAUGUUGAGUCUGAUAAGGAGAUUGAUAUUUCUGACUCUGAGGACGAAAAGGAUAAGAAGGAUGAAGAAGACAAGGACGAUGAAGAUUCUGACCUUGAUCUUUCUGAUGACGAAGAGGCUGAAGCUAAGGAUGGUGAAGAAGCUUCUGCUCCUUUGAAGAAGAAGGCCAAGAUCGCCAACGCCAAGGCUGAAGAAGCUCUUGCUGCUGAAAAGGCCAUGACAGAGAUGCUUUCCAGCAGAAUCCUUACGCCAGCUGAUUUCGCCAAGCUUGAAGAGUUGAAGGCCCAAGCUGGUGUUGAGAAGGUCCUCGGUAAGCAGCAUAACGAAGAGGAAGUUGAUCUGACUUCUUUGGUCGGUAAAGUCAAAUACAAGCAGCUCAGAGAAGAGAGAAUUGCCCAUGCCAAGGAAGGAAAGGAAGACAGAGAGUUUGGUUCUAGAAGGGGUAAGAGAGACGCUCCUCAUUCUACUACCAACAAGGAGAAGGCCAGAAAGAAGAACUUUAUGAUGAUGAUCCACAAGAAGUCUGUCCAGGGUAAGCAGAAGAUGUCGCUUAGAGACAGACAGAAGGUGUUGAGGGCACAUAUCACCAAGCAGAAGAAGAAGGGACUUUAG
Messenger RNA from Candidozyma haemuli, 2235 nucleotides. RefSeq names its product Sda1p (gene SDA1). Gene Ontology annotation, biological process: ribosomal large subunit export from nucleus; ribosomal large subunit biogenesis. The transcript has a single exon. The record is from RefSeq and is a predicted model, not a curated record. Gene Ontology annotation, cellular component: nucleolus. Lineage: Eukaryota; Fungi; Ascomycota; Pichiomycetes; Serinales; Metschnikowiaceae. Bases 1 to 2235 code for a protein of 744 amino acids.